AUGGCUGUUGCGAAUUCUCAGACGAAUAAUGCUGCGAUUAAUUUCAAUGAUCCUUACUUCCUUAGUAAUGGUGAUCAUCCUGGAAUGCAGCUUGGAACUCAUGUUCUUAAUGGCUCUAAUUUUCUCAAUUGGAGUCGUGCAGUGAAGAUGGCGCUAAUAGCUCAGAAUAAGCUUCAGUUCGUUGAUGGAUCAUUGCCUAUGCCAGCUACUGAUUCUGCAGACUAUCAGAAGUGGCUUCGCAAUGAUUAUAUGGUGAUGUCUUGGAGUCUUAAUUCCAUGGAGAAGGUGAAGACGAAUUUGUUAGGAUCUGGCCUAUUACCUCAUGUACAUAAGGCGUACUAUACUCUUCAACAAGUUGAGCAACAAAAUAAGUUGAAUUCUGCUGCUGUUGAAGUGAAUGCAUUGCAGGCUAUGAAGGUUUUUCAUAAGCCCAUGUUCAGUGGUAGAAAGGACUUCAAGAAACAGAAGAAUGAUGUUACUUGUCAGUAUUGCGAGAAGAGAGAUCAUAUAAUUGAUCAGUGUUUUCAAUUGUAUGGAUUUCUUGAUUGGUGGAAUAGAGAUAAAGGUGUUGCUAAGCUUGUGUCUGAUAAGCCUGCUUCAUUGCCAUCUACUUCACGUUUUUCCAACAAUGUGAAUAAAGAGAAUCAGACUGCUGGCAUUCUUGGUAAAGCACCUUCUGAUGCUAGUUCUCCUGGUGUUGAUCCUGUGAUAACUUCUGCAGUUUACAAGCAAGUAAUUCAGAUGAUGCAAAAUAGAGGUGGUUCUGCAACCGGAGUGUCUGGUUCUAGUUCUGCAUCUGAGGAUAAUCCUCUCAGUUCUGCUGAAUUAUACUUUCCUAACACUGUUAACUUUGCUGGUACAAUUUCUGCCUUUAGUGCUACUAGUUUGAUGAAAUCUUUUGAUCAUACUAGCUGGAAUAUAGACACAGGUGCCACAAAUCAUAUGGUCUCUAAUUUGGCUCUAUUUGAUUCCAUUGAACCUUUUAGAACACAUGUUAGAGUGUCUUUACUUGAUGGAACAGUCAAGAGUGACUCUACAACUAAGAAAAUGCAAGCUGAAGGCACAAGAGUCUCAGGUUUAUACAUAUUUUCUUCAAUUCCUUGUUCUGUCAAUGGAAAUUUUGCUUCUGCUAUUGAUGUUGCAAAUAAUUUUUCCUCUUCUAUUCAUAAUACUAUCACUAGUUCUUGUACACCUAGUCUUAAUUUGAUUCAUGCUAGGUUAGGACAUGCUUUAAUUGGUAAACUGAGACAUGUUUCAGGUCAUGCUUUUGGAAAUAUUAAUAAGAAUGCUGAUUUUAGUUGUGAAGCUUGUGUGCUUAGGAAACAUCAUAAAUUUCCUUUUGAGCUUUCUGAUUCACAUGCCUUAGCAUCAUUUGAUCUUAUUCAUAUUGAUCUUUGGGGUAAAUAUAAGAGACCCUCUUUGACUAGUGCUACAUAUUUCCUUACUAUUCUAGAUGACCAUACUGGAGUAACUUGGACAUACUUGAUUCAUGCAAAAACUCAAGUAUUUUCAGUCAUUUCUAGUUUCUUUGAAUACGUGAACACUCAAUUUGGUAAGAAAAUCAAGAUGAUCAGAAGUGAUAAUGGCACAGAAAUUAUUCAGGAAUCUUGUGCUUCAUUAUUUGCUAGUAUAGGUGCUUUACAUCAUAAGAGUUUUCCUGGGGUUCCAGAACAAAAUAGGAGAGUUGAGAGAAAGCAUAGACACCUUCUUGAAAUAGCAAGUACACUUAGGCUGUAUGCUGGUUUGUCUUUCAAAUUCUGGGUUGCUCCUACUUAUGAUCAUUUGAGGGUUUUGGGAUGUUUGGCUUAUCCUAAUAAGAAAACAUUAGACAAAUUUGCUCCAAGGUCUAGCAGGUGUAUGUUCAUUGGGUAUCCUUUUGGGCAAAAAGGUUACAAAUUCUAUGAUUUGGAGACACAUAAGAUCAUUUUGAGCAGGGAUGCUUAUUUUGUUGAGAAUUCUUUUCCUUUUAAGGAUAAAACAUCUAUGCCUGUCAUUCCAAAUUCUGUAUCCCCUCAACUUGUCAAUCCUGCACUGGAUUGUUCAAAUCCUCUUAUUGUUCCUUCAUCUUCUUCUUCUGACAAUUCCUUUUUUAAUUCUUCUUCCAACUUUAUACCUAUUCAACCCUCUAUUCCUGUUAGAACUUCUUCAAGAACUUGUAAGAAUCCUGAUAAAUUCAAGGGUUUCAUUCUUGCUAAUCCUUCUCACAUAUCUGUACAGGAGCUAGAUAUAGAUCAGUCUGCUUCUUUUAAUGUUCAUACUGAACCUACAUUGGCACAUUUGAGUGUAGACAAUGUGCAUAGUUUGUCCAUGGUUUUGACUGCAUUUGAACCUUCAUCUUAUAAUCAAUCCAAAGAGCAUCCUUAG
Messenger RNA from Chenopodium quinoa (quinoa), 2364 nucleotides. RefSeq lists its product as uncharacterized. Gene Ontology annotation, biological process: DNA integration. Bases 1 to 2364 code for a protein of 787 amino acids. Lineage: Eukaryota; Viridiplantae; Streptophyta; Magnoliopsida; Caryophyllales; Amaranthaceae. Gene Ontology annotation, molecular function: nucleic acid binding. The transcript has 6 exons. The record is from RefSeq and is a predicted model, not a curated record.